Messenger RNA from Eublepharis macularius, 2581 nucleotides. It is a transcript of the gene CCR7, whose product is annotated as C-C motif chemokine receptor 7. Gene Ontology annotation, cellular component: membrane. Gene Ontology annotation, biological process: G protein-coupled receptor signaling pathway; inflammatory response; immune response. The record is from RefSeq and is a predicted model, not a curated record. The transcript has 3 exons. Gene Ontology annotation, molecular function: C-C motif chemokine 19 receptor activity; chemokine (C-C motif) ligand 19 binding; chemokine (C-C motif) ligand 21 binding. The coding region runs from base 54 to 1196 and encodes 380 amino acids. NCBI's taxonomy places the organism in Eukaryota, Metazoa, Chordata, Lepidosauria, Squamata, Eublepharidae.
GCUGGUAUUCACACAGUUCCUUUCUGGUUUCUGUAACCUUUCAGCAAAAGAUCAUGGACACAAAUAAACAGUUGAUGGUGAUCUUCAUUUUGAAUCUUCCUCUACUUUUCCAGGUUUGCAGGGGUGAGUUGGCGACAUCUGCAUAUUUUGAUAUUGAAAAUGACACCUCCACCAUCGAUUACGAUAAUUAUCCGCAGCCUUGCAUGAAAGCUGAUGUCCGGAAGUUUCGUGCCGCUUUCCUCCCUGCCAUGUAUACUUUGGUAUGUGUUGUUGGGCUGGCGGGCAACAUCCUAGUUAUGGUGACCUAUAUAUACUUCAAGAGGCUGAAGACCAUGACAGAUACUUACCUGCUCAAUCUUGCCUUAGCGGACAUCCUCUUCCUGAUGACUCUCCCUUUCUGGGCCACCAGUGCAGCCAAGCACUGGGUUUUUAAAGAGUUUGCCUGCAAGGCCAUCCAUUGUGUCAGUCGUAUGAGUUUCUUCAGUGGCAUGUUGCUGCUUCUCUCCAUCAGCAUCGACAGGUAUUUUGCCAUUGUCCAGGCCCCCUCAGCCCACCGCCUUCGCUCCGAGAGGGUGUUGGCCAGCAAGAUCACUUGCCUCUCCAUUUGGAUCCUGGCUUUCAUCCUCUCUAUCCCUGAGCUGGUUUACAGGCAUGUGUAUGAGCCUGAUCAGCAGCUACCACGCUGCACCAUCAGAACAGUCAACUUGCUGGCCUUCGACACUGGUAUCCGAGUGUCUCAGAUGGUCAUUGGCUUUUUGGUGCCUCUCUUGGUGAUGACCUUCUGCUAUUGCAUCAUCAUCAGAACCUUGCUGCAAGCUCGCAGCUUUGAGAAGAACCGAGCCAUCAAGGUCCUCGUUGCUGUCAUGAUAGUCUUUGUUGUCUUCCAGCUACCCUACAACAGCGUCAUACUGGUUGAGACCAUCUCAGCCUUCAAUACCACGAAUAGCGAAUGUGAAGCCAUCAAGAGGCUGGACAUGGCCAAUGACCUGACCUAUAGUCUGGCCUGCUUCCGCUGCUGUCUUAACCCAUUCCUGUAUGCUUUCAUUGGCAUCAAAUUCCGCAAUGACCUGCUUCGCCUCCUUAAGGACCUGGGCUGUAUCAGCCAAGCACAGCUCUGGCGGUGGUCCACAUGCCGGGAGUCCAAAAGAUUUUCCAUUGCUACAGAAACUGACACUACUACCACUUUCUCCCCUUGAGGUGCUCCAGGAAGCAUGGCAUCCCUUUUGGACAGUAGACAUCAUAAUGACAGUAUUCAAUGGCCAUCAGCAUGGAUUAAACAAGGAAUCUCUGCAUCUGAGUGGGUAUAUUUUCAUAGCAGUCAAAAUAGAUCCAAAGACCAUUCUGUCCUAUCACCCCUCCAUGUAUAGCCUUAUGCAUUUUAGACUGCCAUGUGCCAGAAAGCAGAGAGAAGAUAGACUGUAGGAAAAGUACUUGCAGUUAUCACACAAAUGAGGAAAAAGAGGAAAAAGCUCCAGCUGUAUGCUGGAGGAAAAAGAAAAAGCUUUUCCCACAAGUAGCAAAGAUGGAAAGAUGUUGACAGAGUCCCAUUCCCAAUAUGGGCUUCCUUCAGCCCCAGAAUACAACUUGGCUAAAGAACCAUGCCUAUAUAGGACAGUGACAAUGAUUCAAACUAUUCCACAAGCUAAGACACAAACAUGGAGCCAUAGAUCCAAAAAUGUCACUGUUUCACUUUGCCCUACUUGUUUUGGGUUUUUGUCCUCCACAUGUUAUUGUAACACAAUUGUGAAUCACAAAAUUACAACAUACAAACAAAAAAAGCCAUCCGGCUCAACCACCUGCAACCCAAAGCAGGACUAUUUAUGCACCUGAACUCCCCCCUUCCAUUGGGGAAGGGACGUGGCUCAGUGGCAGAACAUCUGCUUGGCACGGAGAAGGUUCUAGGUUCAGUCCCCGAGCGGUUAAAAUGACUAGGCAGUAGGUGACGUGAAAGACCUCCACCUGAGACCUUGGAGAGCUGCUACCACUCUGAGUUGACAAUAUUGACAUUCAGGGACAGAUGAUCUGAUUCAUUAUAAAACAGCUUCAUGUUUUCAUGUGUGUUCAGUCUCAUGCACAUCUACCUAUGUAAUUCAGCUGCUAGUGAUGACUCAAGCAAAAAACAUUAUGGAUCCUUGCUUUGCAUUAAAAAAUCUAUUUAACCAACAGAAGGAAGUAUCAACUUGAUGCUAUAUACCAUGCUUGAUCUUAGUAAGUUGGGAGCAAGAAGUAGUUCUACAUAGACAACCAUGGUUGCAGGGCGAUUAUGAUCUGCACCUGCCAUGCUAUUUGUAGAAAAGCCUGUCUGUCCCAGGAUGGAAGGAAGGCAACGUGCACCUGCUAGUACUCCUGCAAUGUUGAAUAUAGCAUUGCCUUAAGGGCAGCUCUCCAUUGUGACCCCUUUCCUUGCUUUCAAAAACAUGUGGGGCGUGGACUGGAAAAUAUGUGUGACAGAGGAUGGGAGCAUGGAGGGUGGAGCGGAGGGGGGAGACCCCUCUGUUCUUGAAUUGAAAAGGUUACUGGGAAAGAUACGCAUGUAAUGCCUGAUGUGUUUUGUAAUAUGCAAUGUUAGAUAUGUUCUCAU